Molecule: messenger RNA, 405 nt
Organism: Colletotrichum abscissum
Lineage: Eukaryota; Fungi; Ascomycota; Sordariomycetes; Glomerellales; Glomerellaceae
Exons: 1
Source: RefSeq, a predicted model, not a curated record
GUGCUCACCAGGAGUGAGUUAAGGUGGGUCUCGAAUUGUGGAUCCGACCCGACCACCGCCGAGAGGUAUUGCCCGCUUUCCGUGGUACCCCACAGUGACCUCUGGGCCCCGCCAAGUGCUAACAAGUGGGAUUCGCCAUCCGCACUUCCAGGUUCCUUGGCUCUCCAUGUCGAACCGAGCUGGGAAUCGCCCAGGACACUCACCUCAUCCUAUGCUCACCAUCAGUAUCUGACCUUACCAGCCACGCCAGCUUACCUUAAGGUACCUAUUGACCUGCCUUACCUACGGAUACAGUGGACAUCACUGCCCUGCCACUACAGCUGCGUCGCUGUUAGCGCUGCUGCAGGUGCCGUAAUCACUGCUCCCGUCUGCCACCCUGCUGAGGUCAUCAAGGGUGAAAGCUGA